Molecule: messenger RNA, 2403 nt
Organism: Sardina pilchardus (European sardine)
Lineage: Eukaryota; Metazoa; Chordata; Actinopteri; Clupeiformes; Clupeidae
Gene: slc15a1a
Product: solute carrier family 15 member 1a
Exons: 21
Coding region: 35-2089 (684 amino acids)
Biological process (GO): dipeptide import across plasma membrane
Cellular component (GO): plasma membrane
Molecular function (GO): dipeptide transmembrane transporter activity
Source: RefSeq, a predicted model, not a curated record
CAACGAGUUCUGUGAGAGAUUCUCCUACUAUGGAAUGCGAGCUGUGCUCGUGUUGUACUUCAAGUACUUCUUGCUUUGGGAUGAUGAUCUGGCCACCUCCAUCUACCAUGUCUUCGUGGCCUGUUGCUACCUGACCCCAAUCUUUGGGGCCAUCGUGGCUGACUCGUGGCUUGGAAAGUUCAAGACAAUCAUAUACCUGUCAAUAGUCUAUGCACUUGGGCAGGUUGUGAUGGCUGUAAGUGCCAUCCAUGACAUCACUGACACAGACAGAGAUGGCACACCAGACAACAUGACUCUUCAUGUGGCCCUCUCCAUGACUGGCCUGCUGCUCAUUGCUCUGGGAACAGGUGGGAUCAAACCGUGUGUGUCUGCCUUUGGAGGAGACCAGUUUGAGGACCACCAGACAAGGCAACGGAGUACUUUCUUCUCCGUGUUCUACCUGUGCAUCAACGCUGGAAGCCUUCUCUCCACCAUCGUCACCCCAAUUCUAAGAGGUCAGGAGUGCGGCAUUUACAGUCAGCAGAAGUGCUACCCUCUUGCCUUUGGUGUCCCUGCUGCUCUCAUGGUGGUCGCAUUAGUUGUUUUCAUAAUGGGAAGUGGUAUGUAUGUCAAAACCGCUCCAAAAGGAAACAUCAUGCUGGAUGUGUGUAAAUGCAUUGGUUUUGCCAUUAAGAACCGCUACAGGCACCGAAGUGACCAACAUCCAAAAAGAGAACACUGGCUGGACUGGGCCACUGAAAAAUAUGAUAAACUUCUGAUUGUGCAGAUCAAGAUGGUUCUGAAGGUCCUCUUCCUCUAUCUACCGCUCCCCAUGUUCUGGACCCUGUUUGACCAAAAGGGUUCUCGCUGGACUCUGCAAGCCACCACCAUGAAUGGGGACUUUGGAUUUUUAAUUUUGCAGCCUGAUCAAAUGCAGACGUUAAACCCCAUCUUGAUUCUCACUUUGGUUCCAAUAACUGACCGGAUUAUAUACCCACUUAUUGAGAAAUGUGGACUGAACUUCUCACCCUUGAGGAGAAUGACAGUGGGCAUGUUUUUUGCUGCCAUGGCCUUUGUUUCUGCUUCUAUGGUUCAGCUUGAGAUCGAUAAAACCUUGCCUGUCUUCCCCUCAAGCACUCAGAGCCAAGUUCAGGUACUAAACCUGCAAAAUACUGGUCUGAUGCUAACUAUUCCACCUAUCGAGCCAUUUGCAAUUGGACCUAACCAGGGAAAUGGGGAGUAUAUAACAUUUGACAGUGACAGCAUAUCUGUCUCACUGAACACUUCUACACCUGGACCAGUUAUACUCAAUGUGAUAAAGGGAAAGAGACAGACUCUAGUUAUCGGUUCUGGAAACAAUAUGAAGUUGAUUGAUGAUUUGACUGCCAAACCCGAUCAAGGAAACAAUGCAUUAAGAUUUAUCAACGGUUUGUCCACAACAGUGAAUGUGUCUACUAGCGGGAUAGACUAUGGUGAAAUAAGCACAAUGAUGGCUUCAAACCGCUCCCUGAUGGCACAUGGAACGCGUGUAUUCACAAUCACUGGGCCUAAUGCUGGACAGCAGUGUGAGUUCACCAAAACCCUUGGAUUUGGAGGUGCUUACUCUAUCAUCAUUCCCAGCACACUGUGGGAAAAUGUAAGAUGUGGCAACAUUGCGGAGGUUGAGGAGAUCCAACCCAACAGUGUUCACAUGGCUCUCCAGAUCCCACAAUACUUCCUCAUCACUGCAGGAGAGGUAGUCUUUUCUGUGACGGGUUUGGAGUUCUCUUAUUCACAGGCACCAAGCAACAUGAAGGCUGUUCUUCAGGCUGGUUGGCUGCUUACUACAGCUGUGGGCAACUUUAUUGUUCUAAUCGUGGCUCAGGUGGCAAAGUUAGAUCAACAGUGGGCUGAGUACUUACUCUUUGCGUGCCUCCUGAUUGCCGUCUGUGUAAUCUUCUCCAUCAUGGCCCACUUCUACACCUACAUUGAUCCUGUGGCAAUCGAGGCUGAAUUCAAACAAAAGGAGGGAUUGUCUCCAGAGGAAAAUGAGAAAUUAGAAAUGAAGGAAAAAGACUCUGUCCAACAUGAUGAUGAGGAAGACGAAAAAGCAAAACAAACAAAAAUGUGAAAAGAUACAAGAGACUGCCUUACUUCAAAAGCACACUCUCUUCUGUCCUGACAGAUAAAUCAGGGCCUUGCGAAUGGCAGUGUAUGAAAUAUACUUUACCACAAAUAGCCUACUUGGCUUUAAAUGAAAGCAAAGAAAAGUCACAGAACAUAAUACAAACAUGGGAUAUUAUGUAGGCCUAUACUGCACAAUCUCAGUAUGUUUGAAGACUACAGGAUGUAGAAUAAAGUGUUUUGUCUGUAAAUUGUUUUGUCUGUUAUCAUAGUAUAUAAAUGUAUGAAAUAUCAAAAAAAUGUUUGUUCAAUAGGCUUGGU